ACUAAGAAACCAAUCAAAUUCGUCCAUUUUUUUUCCCUCUUUUGCUUUUUUUUUCUUUCUUCUUUCUUCUUUCUCCUCGUCACUCUUCAGAUUCCGGGAAUAAAGAGAGAAAAGUUUCAAUCUUUUUGUUAGCCGGAGAUGGUUACGCCGAACUGGGAACUCCGAGGUUGCUGUAACCGGAAUCAGAAUACUUUCCUCAUCACCAUCGGAAUCUUCACCGUCGUUAUCCUCUUGCUAUGGAGGACAUUUCUAUUGACUCCAUUUAAACUUAUUACGGUGUUUUUGCACGAAGCGAGUCAUGCUGUUGCUUGCAAGCUUACUUGUGGAGAUGUGGAGGGUAUGGAGGUGAAUGCAAAUGAAGGGGGUUCGACAACAACACGUGGUGGCAUUUACUGGCUGAUCUUACCUGCUGGCUAUCUCGGGUCAUCAUUUUGGGGAAUGGCUUUGAUUCUUGCAUCUACCAAUCUGCUUACAGCAAGAAUAGCUGCUGCUGGUUUGGGUCUUGCUUUAUUCAUCGUCCUCUUCAUUGCCAAAAACUGGACGCUUCGAGGUCUUUGUAUAGGUUUCAUAGUUUUCCUCGCUAUCAUAUGGGUUCUACAAGAGCUAACUACAGUCAAAAUUCUCCGUUAUGUCAUUCUAUUCAUUGGUGUGAUGAAUAGCUUAUUCUCAGUUUAUGAUAUCUAUGAUGACCUGAUAUCUCGGAGGGUCCAUUCGAGCGAUGCUGAGAAGUUUGCAGAGAUCUGUCCUUGCUGUACUGGUUGUGGCUGGGGUGUCAUCUGGGGAAUGAUAUCUUUUGCAUUUCUUUGCGCAUCGCUCUAUCUUGGCCUAGUGAUCUUAUCGUAAAACCGUCAUUCUUUGAUGAAUCUGUUGGUGUCUCUCAGGUUCAGAUUCUUCUUAGUGAAAUGCAGAGACAAUAGAUUGAUGAUGACAAAAACAAAAGAAAACUUGAUUCUUUAUUAGAUCCCUUGGUGUGUUGGGGGAUUUACAUUUGAUUGAAACCAUAGGGUUUAUUUGAGAGUUUGUAAUGUAAAAUUCAUAGGAAAAAUAUUGAUUUGGUCUCUGUUUAUUGUAUUGAAAAGUUCGUUGACUUCUUCAACAGAAUAGAAAAAAAAGGUCCAUUGACUUUUUAGAUGAGCUA
Messenger RNA from Capsella rubella, 1138 nucleotides. RefSeq lists its product as uncharacterized. NCBI's taxonomy places the organism in Eukaryota, Viridiplantae, Streptophyta, Magnoliopsida, Brassicales, Brassicaceae. Bases 139 to 843 code for a protein of 234 amino acids. The record is from RefSeq and is a predicted model, not a curated record. The transcript has 9 exons.